GGAAUAUAUUUGCCCCAGAUGUGAAUCGGGCUUUAUUGAAGAAGUGACAGAUGAUUCCAGAAUCUAAAGUUGAAGGUCCCCGCUUCCACCACCACGAACAGCUACACACUUCCCAUUUUUUAGGUGGUGGCAGCGGUGGCAGCCGGAUAGAUAAUAGUACAUCAACACAAUUUGCAGAGUUCUGGGACCAUUUGGACCACACGAUGUUUUUCCAAGACUUUAGACCAUUUUUAAGUAGCAAUCCACUGGACCACGAUAAUCGAACCCAUGAGAGGGGUCAUCAAACGCACACCGACUUCUGGGGACCCAGUCGUCCUCCACGACUGCCAAUGACUCGGAGAUACAGAUCCCAGGGAAGUACUCGUCCCGAGAGGUCCCCAGCUAUUGAAGGGAUAAUACAGCAGCUCUUUGCAGGAUUCUUUGCAAACUCUGCAAUUCCGAGAUCCCCCCACCCUUUGUCCUGGUACGGGAUGCUGCACUCCAACCCCGAGGACUACGCCUGGGGUCAGACGGAGCUGGAUGCCAUUGUAACUCAGCUUUUAGGACAACUGGAAAACACAGGGCCUCCCCCUGCGGAUAAGGAAAAGAUCUCAUCUCUUCCAACAGUGACAGUGACUCAGGAACAAGUUGAUAUGGGUCUGGAGUGUCCAGUGUGCAAAGAAGAUUACACAGUAGAAGAGCAAGUCCGGCAGUUACCCUGCAACCACUUCUUCCAUAGCAGCUGUAUUGUGCCGUGGUUAGAACUGCAUGACACAUGUCCUGUGUGCAGGAAGAGCUUGAACGGCGAGGACUCCACUCGGCAGACCCAGAGCUCGGAGGCCUCUGCAAGCAGCAGAUUUAGCAGUGACAGCCAGCUCCAUGACCGAUGGACUUUCUGAAGCUCAAGACCACGCCCGAGCCAGGCCACCGCUGUACAUUGUCUUCAACUAAACAUAAUAGGCGACUUAGGAAUCUCUUGAGAAACUCUAACUCAUCACUAUUAACACAAUGAGUGGUUUUCCUCUCCAAAUUCAAAUCUGCAGAUGGAAUUGUAUAUACAACCGAAUGGCUCUUA
This is a messenger RNA of Echinops telfairi (small Madagascar hedgehog), 1054 nucleotides long. It is a transcript of the gene RNF115, whose product is annotated as ring finger protein 115. Gene Ontology annotation, cellular component: cytoplasm; nucleoplasm. Gene Ontology annotation, molecular function: ubiquitin protein ligase activity. The record is from RefSeq and is a predicted model, not a curated record. The transcript is spliced from 9 exons. NCBI's taxonomy places the organism in Eukaryota, Metazoa, Chordata, Mammalia, Afrosoricida, Tenrecidae. The coding region runs from base 51 to 878 and encodes 275 amino acids. Gene Ontology annotation, biological process: protein ubiquitination; positive regulation of DNA-templated transcription; ubiquitin-dependent protein catabolic process.